Messenger RNA from Danio aesculapii, 2177 nucleotides. RefSeq names its product meprin A, alpha (PABA peptide hydrolase), tandem duplicate 2 (gene mep1a.2). Lineage: Eukaryota; Metazoa; Chordata; Actinopteri; Cypriniformes; Danionidae. Gene Ontology annotation, biological process: proteolysis. The transcript is spliced from 14 exons. The record is from RefSeq and is a predicted model, not a curated record. Gene Ontology annotation, molecular function: metalloendopeptidase activity; protein binding; zinc ion binding. Gene Ontology annotation, cellular component: membrane. Bases 1 to 2070 code for a protein of 689 amino acids.
AUGGACUCCGUGUGGAGAAUCGGCCUCUUCAUCAUACUUCUAGUGCUCAAGGCACGUGCUCUUCCAGCACAAUAUGGCGAAGAUGCAGAUGCAGGUGAAUUACGGGAGGACAUUCUUGAAAUUAACUUAGAUUCCCAAAGAGAUUUGUUUGAAGGAGAUAUUGCAGGUGAUCCACGAAGAAACGCAAUAAUAGAUGAAAAAGCAAGAUGGCAGUUCCCCAUUCCGUAUAUACUCACAGACACAUUGGAUCUGAAUGCAAAAGGAGUGAUCCUUCAAGCCCUUGAAAUGUAUCGUCUGAAGUCUUGUGUGGACUUUAAGCCCUAUGAAGGAGAAAGCACCUACAUUUCUUUUACAAAAUUGGAUGGAUGUUGGUCAUUUGUAGGUGAUUUAAAGACAGGCCAGAACGUCUCCAUCGGGGAGAGAUGUGACACUAAAGCCAUUGUAGAACAUGAGCUUCUCCAUGCACUGGGUUUCUAUCAUGAGCAGUCCCGCUCAGACCGGGACGACUAUGUCAAAAUCUGGUGGGAUCAAAUCAUUGAAGGAAAGGAGCACAAUUUCAAUAAAUAUGAGGAUGAUUUUAUCACUGAUUUGAACACACCCUAUGAUUAUGAGUCCAUCAUGCACUACAGGCCUCUGUCGUUCAACAAGGACCCCGAUAUUCCAACUAUAACCACCACCAUCCCUGCCUUCAAUAACAUCAUAGGACAGCGCUUAGACUUCAGUGCACUUGAUCUGGAGAGACUAAAUCGCAUGUAUGAAUGCACUGCAACACACACUCUGCUGGAUCAGUGUGCCUUUGAGCAGAUCAACAUUUGUGGAAUGAUUCAGAAUGAGGAGGAUGAUGCUGACUGGGUCCAGACUUUGAGCUCUACAGAUAUAAAGGAUCACACACUUGGAGGACAAUGCAGAGAUUCAGGUUAUUUCAUGAAGUUUGACACCGAUAACAAGACUGAGGGACACAGUGCUUUACUGGAGUCACGGAUUCUUUACCCCAAGAGGAACCAGCAGUGCCUUGAGUUCUUCUACAGGAUGAGUGGAGAGCCAGGCGACAAGCUCGUCAUCUGGGUCAGAAUUGACGAUGGAGCUGGCAAUGUUCACAAAGUGAGGAAAGUUCACACAAUCACAGGUAAUGGGGAUAACUCGUGGAACAUUACACAAGUCACUCUUAAUGUUGAGGAAAAAUUCCGGUACUUCUUCCAGGGAAUUGUGGGCCCCAACAAAACAUCAGGGAUCUUUAUAGAUGACAUUAUUCUGACUGAAACACCAUGUCCAAACACUGUCUGGAGGAUCCAGAACUUCACAAACCUCCUCAAUACUCUACCACAUGAUGCCAAAGUUCAGAGUAAACGUUUUUACAACUCUGAGGGUUACGCUUAUGGAAUUAAUGUUUAUCCAAAUGGCAGGGUGAAUUCAUCUAAAGAGUUUGUAGGGAUUACGUUUAAUCUUUUCGGUGGUGAGAAUGAUGCAGUAUUGGAAUGGCCUGCGGUGAAUCGGCAAGUCACUAUUACAGCAAAGGACCAAAAUCCAGAUGCAACCCUUCAAAUGUCCAACAGCAGAAGCUUUACCACUGAUGCUGACAUGCGGUGGAAUAAACCAUCAACAUUUGAACAAUGGGAUGAUACUUGCGGUUGCUUUAGAGGACCAGAGUUUGGCUGGGGUACCUUCAUGUCUCACGAUCAGCUCCGCAGGAGAGACUUUCUUAAGAAUGACGACCUGAUCAUCACUGUUAAUUUUGAUGAUUUGGCACAUCUUGUAAAAUCUGAAGUUCCAACCAAAGUCUCAAACAACCCCCAGCCUGCAGAAGAAACCAUUGAGAGACCAAAAAGCCGACACCCACGAGCAAUCAGUGACCCGUGUCAACCAAACCCCUGCCAAAAUGGAGGAGCGUGUGUCACACAUCAGGGGAAAGCAACAUGCAGGUGUGCCUCUGGACAGGCCGUUGUGUACACAGGAGACACUUGUGAGAAACAACACAUUGACGGAGGAAUUGUGGGAGUUUUGAUCGGUGGUGCUGUUGGAACUGUAGCACUUACUGUUGCUAUCAUUGCAGUGAUCUACAGGCAGAAGUAAAGCUAGACAUUUCUAUCAUUCUGUAAUAUGCUUCUUUAAAGAAUCAGCGUGCAAUAGUCUGCUCAAGAUUUAUCUUUUAUUCAGAAUAAAAGUUGUGCUAUCAACAA